AUGCUCUACCGUCCAUCGUCAGCACACCUCUAUCCUUUCUCUGGAAUAUGGGAGCAGAGGUGGGGGCUAUCAGCGAAGAUCACCCUGGCGUGCGCAGCCGCUCGCAAAGAUGGCUACGACUUCAUCUGGAUCGACUCUUCCUGUAUCGAUAAGACUAGCAGAACCGAGUUGGAAGAGGCUCUCAACUCGAUGUACGCCUGGUACGGCAGUGCUCACACCUGCUAUGCCUUCCUGUCGGAUGUGCCGUCGUGGGACCGCGUAACUGCCAAAAGAUCUGCAUUCCGCGGGAGCCAAUGGUUCAAGCAGAGAUGGACGCUCCAAGAGCUCAUCACACCCCCAUGGAUCAUCUUCCUUUCCUCAGAGUGGAAGGUCUUGGGAACGAAGGAUGGGUUGGUGGACCUAAUUCACGAGAUCACGCUGAUCAGCCGCCGCAUCCUGCGACACGAAGAUUCACUAGACACGGAGAGCAUCGCGCAGCGCAUGUCGUGGGUCGCCCAACGCCGAACAACUUGA
Molecule: messenger RNA, 513 nt
Organism: Dichomitus squalens LYAD-421 SS1
Lineage: Eukaryota; Fungi; Basidiomycota; Agaricomycetes; Polyporales; Polyporaceae
Exons: 1
Coding region: 1-513 (170 amino acids)
Source: RefSeq, a predicted model, not a curated record